Molecule: messenger RNA, 872 nt
Organism: Loa loa (African eye worm)
Lineage: Eukaryota; Metazoa; Nematoda; Chromadorea; Rhabditida; Onchocercidae
Product: Clp protease
Exons: 6
Coding region: 11-667 (218 amino acids)
Biological process (GO): protein quality control for misfolded or incompletely synthesized proteins
Cellular component (GO): endopeptidase Clp complex
Molecular function (GO): ATP-dependent peptidase activity; ATPase binding; serine-type endopeptidase activity
Source: RefSeq, a predicted model, not a curated record
AAAUUUCAGGAUGAGAGGAUUAUCGUUUAUUCGACAGUUAUUUUCUCAUCGACAAUUGCAUAGCUCGUUACUAAGGCAGCAGACGAUACCAAUGGUAGUCGAUCAGGAUGGUCGUGUUGAAAGAGUUUAUGACAUUUAUUCACGGCUGCUCAAAGAUCGUAUUGUUUGCGUUAUGACACCGAUAAAUGAUCAGGUGGCUGCUUCCGUUAUUGCACAGCUUCUCUUUCUACAAGGUGAAAGUGCGAAAAGUACUAUUAAUAUGUAUAUAAUGUGUCCUGGUGGCAGCGUGACUGCCGGCUUAGGUAUUUAUGACACGAUGCAGUAUAUCAGUGCUCCAGUAGCAACUUGGUGUAUUGGUCAGGCUGCAAGCAUGGGUAGUCUUCUGCUCUCUGCCGGUGCGAAAGGGAUGCGCACAUCGUUGCCCAAUGCUCGCAUAAUGGUUCAUCAACCAAGUGGUGGUGCUGAGGGCCAAGCAUCUGAUAUUUUGAUUAGAGCCGAAGAGAUUGGUAGGCUCAAAACACGGCUGAACAAAAUUUAUGCAAUCCACACAGGACAGGAUAUCAAAAUAAUUGAGGAAGCAUUAGAUCGUGAUAGAUAUAUGAGUCCGGAAGAAGCCAAGCAAUUUGGUAUAAUUGAUCAAAUAGAAGCUUCUGCAUUUGAUUUGUGAUUUUGGUUACCAUAAUUUUUCAUUGCUAUUAUAUAAAAUAGUGUUUUUUUGAGCACUAACUGUUGGUCCAGUCAUUCAUUUUUUGAUUGAUGAAAUGCUAGUCCUGGGCAGCGCUUUUUGAAGGAAUUGGUAUUUUUUCAUUGGCGGAUGAUCCUCUGUAAAUAUUUGUUUUCGCUCGCGAAUGAUUGAAAUAAAAUUCACCAAC